GCCCGGGAUGACCAAACAUCUUCUUCAACUUCUUCAAAUGAGGUUCAGCCUGUAAAUGAGAAGAGAAGAAAGCCUUUUAGGAGCCUUCAAACUACAGGUGUGUGUGCUUUUUUGUUUGUUUCUCACUGGAAUUCAUCUUAAUAAGUCAUGUCUCAUGGAGUGGUAAACAAAUCCAGUGUGGGAAUCUAAACAAAACCUACUCUGGAGUCUGUACUCAGAUGAACAUAAAUAUCUCUUUAUAUAACGCAGUGACAACAUUGUUGGUUUUUAACUACAUUUUUUGUGUCAGAUCAUAAUAAACAUAAAAGUGCACAUUAAAACAGUUUUUUUUAGCUCUGCUAUGUAUUAUGAAGACUAGUCAAACAAAUUUUUCGAAUGUGAUGCUGUAAGUCUACUCUUUUUAUCUUAAAGUGAUUUGACUGCUUUGUUCAGUCCAUCAAUCCCACUUUAAUUGUGGUUUUCCUGAUAACUCUGAUAGGCAAGACCUAUGGUGGAGCUACUGGGGGGAAGAAAAUGUGGUUUUUGAAAGCAGUUAGUUAAAAAUAGGACAUUACUAAAAUAGUGCUUUUGCUAGAGCUCUUAAAGAUACAGUUUAACUGGCAAAAGUUUUACUGUUCAUUCGGAUUCCUCUGCUGACACUUGAAUUACUGUUUAUGCCUCUUAAAGUCUAACUAACUGGAUGAUUCAAUUUUUGUGGAAAGUAGAUUAGAUUUGUCUUAUUACUUUUUUAAUUAGACUAGGGUAGCAAUGUACAUUUUGACAGAGAUUUCGAUAAAGUUCAAAAAUCAAUGUAGUAGAGGGGGGGAUAUGAUCUCCAGGCCAACCAUAGCCAAUGUGCAUCCAAGAGAUGACAGAAUUUAACAUGAAACACCGACAUUUUCCAUACAAACUAAAUAAGAAUAUCUGUUUCAUCUCAAAGUGAUAUUCCGGUGCAAAAUUAAGUUAGAGUCAAACACACCGUAACACCGAGUUCGACACCCCCUCGAGAGAUGAAUGUUGCCGACUGCUUGCUUCUCUAGUUAUACCAUCAACAGUACAUAUAAGGUCUCAGCCAUAGUACUAUUCAUCAAACAUCUUUUUAACUUUGCCUAAUUUCUUAAGCAAAGAGACUAAACACAACUCACCCACUCUCUUCCUGCAGCGGCUUGUGAGCUCAGACGAGUCCAUUAGCGACUGCAGUGGGGUGACACAGCUCAAGGAAGAACAGCUAUGAUCAUGAAAUUAGGUGCUGUUCUGAGCAUUAUUUGUGGCUAUAAAGUGGCUUUUUGGUUGAGGUUCAUGCGUGGCUCCUUAGACGGCCGUGUAUUGCUAUUGUGCGGUCGUUAAUAAAGUUUGUAAAACUAGAGAAGCGAAAGGGAUUAAUCUCUCGAGAGCUCAAUCCCUUUCCCCCCUCCAUUUCAAUAUUGAAAUUAAGCUCUGAGUGAAAACUUUGUACAAUGCAUACACUGUAGAAACUCUAGAUUUGAAAUGUCAGCAGCAAAGAUUACAGGAGAUAGUGUCAUCUUGAUCAUUUGAUUUUUUUUUUUUUUUUUUUUAAACUUCCUUUUCAUAUUUUUUCCAUCAGGUCACAGAGCUCUUCAACCUUCUCUCUAUUUGGCAACAUGAUGGAAUCGAACUGUUCCAUCGCAGGUCUUUUCCCAUCCAGUGCAACAAUUUUCAGCGGCCCUGACUGCCCUGAGGUUUCUGUGGCAUGUGGGAUGAACGUCUCCUUGGUUGUGACAAAUGCUACCGUGAAACAGCUUGAAGUGUUGUGCAUGAGUGAAGAGGAGUACCUGAAUCUGCAUCUGGGGGUACGGAGGUCCCCUGAGUUUCUUCCUGUCUGUAUCAUCUACCUCACCAUCUUCUUAGCUGGCGUUCUAGGCAACUCCCUGACUUGUGCAGUAAUCUUGCACUACAGGGUGAUGCAGACACCCACAAACUACUACCUGCUGAGCCUGGCAGUGUCAGACUUGUUGGUUCUUCUACUAGGGAUGCCGCUAGAGCUCUACGAGAUGUGGCAAAACUACCCUUUUCUGCUCGGGGAGGGAGGCUGCUAUUUCAAAACCUUCCUGUUUGAGACCGUCUGCUUCGCAUCGAUCCUCAAUGUCACAGCACUCAGUGUGGAGCGCUACGUGGCGGUGGUGCACCCCCUUAAAGUCAAACAUAUGACUACACGUGCUCGUGUCAAGAGGAUGAUCUUUAUUCUGUGGGUGCUGUCCAUGCUGUGUGCUGUACCAAACACCAGCCUACAAGGAAUAGAGGAGCUGGACCCAUUAUUUGGACGGAGAUUUCCCCAAUCUGCAGUGUGCAGUAUGUAUAGCUUUUUGAUUCUGUUUUUACUGUUGUAAAGGGUCUACAGCAGGCAUGUCCAAACUAUUCCACAAAGGGCCGUGUGGCUGCAGGUUUUCUUUUCAACCAAGCAGCAGCACACCAGACUUGAUUCAUUUCAUCAGCUGAUCCCAGUCUUCAGACAGCUGAUAGGUCAGACUGCUGCUCUCGAUUGGUUGGAAGAAAACCUACAGCCACAUGGCCCUUUGUGGAAUAGUUUGGACAUGCCUGGUCUACAGCUACACCAGUACCUGAGUCAACAAUGCUGACUUGCUUAAAGGCCAAAUCCGAUGAAAUUCAUGUUUUUCUUGUUGUCUACAUGUUCAUAUGGCAGAGAGAUAUCAUGAGAAAAUUGAGUGCGAAAUUGCAUUUCUGAGUAUUUUUGCAUUCAAACCAAUGUGAAUCUCUGGCAGACCCAGAUGGCAGGCUCAGAAACAGUGAAAUUUCCUACAUCACAAAUCCAAGCCCCGCCUCCGGAGCCCCUCUAUGCAGACCACACCCAAAGAAAUAUUUGUUUAUUAUUCUAAUUUUCAUUUGAUAUCAUACAAUUGAUUUUGUUGAACAGGACUCCUCUAGAUGUGUUUCUACUUGCUUUUGUUUCAGAGUCCACUACUCUACAGUUACAUAGAAGAUUCAGUGCAGAAGUAUCAACCAAGCCUUAGAGUGAAACAAUGAAUGUUUCACACUUUAACCUAAACCCAGCUUUUUAAAAACCCCAUAAUUGAAUGGAAAAAUAACCAGCAUGGUGGUCAUGACCUCUGACCUUUAAGACUGUCUCUGUACUCAUCAUAUCCAGACCAAGACUGUCCAUGUAAGGCUGAAAUUAAAUGCUGCCCUAAGUAAAAACCAUAGUUCGGACAAAUAUCAUCAUGAAUUGGUGAGAUGAACAACUUUUGAAGGCAGGCUCAGUCUGGCAGGCUUAUGGUUUGGUGGUGAGAGCUGCCGUCCUUGAGUGAAACGCUUCAGAGUUUGAAUGAUCAGAGACUAAGCUUCUUGGCAACGAAUGAAGUUCUUUCCUCACACUGUAGUUUACAUCCAGCUUUGCACAAAAGACAUAACAAAAAAGUGUUUUUUGUUUUGGCAGGCCUGUGGUGCGGUGGUCAGAGCUCUUUUUUUUUGAGUGAUAUGGUUCUGGGUUCAACUCCCCACUAAUCAGGGCUUUUCUUGUGGGGCAAAAAUUAACUGCUUUCUUUACACAGUAGAGUUGGCUCAGGUUUUUAAUGGUUAUGAUUAACUGGUGCAGUAAAAAAGCCCUUAAAAGGCAGGCAAAGACAGACAAUCCUGUAGCAAGGGGUGAAAUGAUCCUGCUUUGGACCCUCCAGAAACAAGUACUAUACAGUUUGGCAUAAAUGAAAUGUUUCCUCACUCUGAAAAGUAAACCCAGUUAAUUAAAAACCCUAAUAAACAAAGACCUGCAAAGAAAAGACCCAGACAGACAUUGGAAGGCCAGCUGGUGGUGUUGUCAAGCCUGCAACAUUUGGGUGAGAUGGUCUUGGGUUCAAAUCCUCUUGUAUCAGGGACUUUCUAAGACACAAAUAAAUUGAUUUCCUCACACUGAAGACAAGAAAAGGAAAGAAAAACAACAACCCCCGCAAAAACAGAGAGGUAAACAGGAUCUGUUCAAAAGUGAGCGUACAAUGGACCGUGAGAUUGACAGGUACAUUGGUGCAGUGUCAGCAGUGUUGGGAAAUGAUGAACAGGGAGCUGAGCCAAAAGGCAAAGCUUUCAAUUUACCAGUUGAACUGCACUCCAACCCAAACUUAUGGACCCAAAGCUUCAGAUCACAGAUGAGUGGGGCUGAGAUGAGUUUCAAUCAAAUGGUGGCUGGGAUCAGUGCAUUUUAGUUGAGGCUGAUAUACUGCUGGCAUGUUCAGAAGAGAAUCCCACAUUGGUAGGAAAUGAAAAAAGAGAAAAUUGAAAAGCUGGAUUCAAGAGGAAAAAAAUAAAUCUCUGGAUUUAUCAAUAAAGAGAGACUUUGCAUUUGUUAUUCACAACUGGGAGAUGCAAAGCAAUCUUUGUUCUCCAACAUAAUCUCCAAACACAAUAAUAAUGCACAGGCAAACAAACCCUCCUGUGUCAGAAGCCCCUGAACUCUGUUCUGCAAAGGUCUCUAAAAACUGCUGUAAUCAAGCCACUACCAGAAAUUAAAUGACCAGAAAAUGUCAGGUCUGCUGCUAUCUUUCUAUUAAAUCAGUGUUUAAGACUCAGCUGUUUACGGCUGCCUUUUAUUCCAUAAUUUCCAUGAAUCAUUUUGAGUUCCAUUUUUAUUGGACAAUUUGGCACUGUAAAUUUCUAUGCUCCUAUUUUAAACAUUACCAUAUUUUAACCUUCUGUUCUGAUGUGUUUUGAUGAAUUAUCUAUUCUUGCUUUGAGUGUCAAUGGUUUGUUUCACUUAUUUGAAAUGUCACCUUUUAAUGAUUCUUCAUAUUAUCUUCCUCCAUGUUUAUUUCUGACCCUUUUAAUGUUUCUUUUAAAGUCUUGUUUGAGGAUCUCUGUAUUGCCUUGUUUUCAAAUGUGCUUUAUAAAUUAACUUGCCCUGCCUUGUCUCCAGUGAGCUUGGGGGUUUUUCAGGUUGGAAUGUAGCCAUGAAACCCAUGGUUCAUUCAUUAAUAAACCAAUUAAUAUCUAUGUUUAUUCCCUUUUGUUUCAUCUCUAUCUUUAGAAGUGGUUAAGCCUCCCUGGAUGUACAACCUGAUCAUCCUGAUUUCCACGCUGGUCUUUUUCUUGCUCCCCAUGCUGAUCAUCAGCAUCCUCUACCUGCUUAUUGGCCUACAGCUGCGCAGGGAGAAGGCAUUAACUAUGGUGGACCCCAGGGGAAGCUUUGGACCUGAAAGUCUUUCCAAGUCCCAAAAGCAGAAGCUGAGCAAGCGCAACGUGCAGGUCACCAAAAUGCUGAGUGAGUGUCAUGUCAGUAAUGUUCUCACUAAACUGCUAAGGGCCAGAAAGCAGACAAAACAACCGACAGUGUAAGUGAGAUUGUACUUCCACUGUACCUGGUUGCACCUUUUAUCAUUUGUUUUGACAGAUAUUAACAUAAAUGUUCAAUCGUUCCAGCUUUUUCUCAACUCAUAUCUCUAUAUGGAUUUUGAUGCACUAACAGGCCUGCCAAGAGGUCUGCAUUGAAGCUUUUUGGAAAUGAGCUCAAUUCAAGUGUUAUUUAGUUGACCUUCUAGGCAGUAGCAACUGGCUUGAUAGCAUGUUUGGUAUUUUCCAUAGAGUAAUGUAUUUGUGGCUUUGUUAUUGGCUUUUUUCCAGCACUGUUAAGAAAACCUGCUAUUUGAGUUGCCUGGUUGGUUUCUAACAGGGAUUUAGGCAAGCAAGAGCAAUCUUUUCCAAAUGUCAAGCAUGAAAAUCAAAAUAAAUCUUUGCUUGUGACAAAAAAGGAAUUACCCUUGUAUCGAAUAAUAGGGACAGAUUCAAAGGCUUUGAUAACUUGGCAUUUGUCAACCCUCACUACUCUGUGCCACCCGUUGGUUCAUAAAUGGUUAUUCUUUGCUGCAUAAAAAAACAUGGCGACAGGGAAAACGGAAGCAGACAAUCAUUUAUUAUUAUAGUCCAUGACCUGUAUGUCCAGUUGCCUUCUAUUAACUUGAACUCUCUGUCUGGCUGGUCCAGGUGUGCUGGUGAUUGUAUUUGGACUCUGCUGGGCUCCCUUCCACAUAGACCGUUUGAUGUGGAGUUACAUGGACACCUCUGAUGUGGAGCAUCAAUAUUUAUUCGGCCCAAUCCACAUUGUUUCUGGAGUCUUCUUCUACCUGAGCUCUGCUGUCAAUCCCAUCCUCUACAACCUCAUGUCCACCAGGUUCAGAGAGAUGUUUCGUCACAUUACCUGCUUCUCCAAAGGAUGGUCGACACACUCCACUUUACAGAUGACUCAGCGCAGCACAAUGACUGAAAGUCUAAAAUCAAUUUAGCCAAUGGCCUCUGUUUAAAAGAAUGAGAGGAGAAAAUGAGAGUCACUGCAAAAAAGCAGAGGAAGAAACAUAUCGAGUAUAUCCCUUUAAUACCUUAAACCACAAAUUA
Xyrichtys novacula (pearly razorfish) is the source of this 6330-nucleotide messenger RNA. NCBI's taxonomy places the organism in Eukaryota, Metazoa, Chordata, Actinopteri, Labriformes, Labridae. The record is from the annotation of a GenBank genome assembly.